Trichomycterus rosablanca is the source of this 4404-nucleotide messenger RNA. RefSeq names its product eukaryotic translation initiation factor 4E nuclear import factor 1 (gene eif4enif1). NCBI's taxonomy places the organism in Eukaryota, Metazoa, Chordata, Actinopteri, Siluriformes, Trichomycteridae. Gene Ontology annotation, biological process: negative regulation of translation. The transcript has 19 exons. Gene Ontology annotation, molecular function: mRNA binding. Gene Ontology annotation, cellular component: cytoplasm; nucleus. The record is from RefSeq and is a predicted model, not a curated record. The coding region runs from base 708 to 3575 and encodes 955 amino acids.
GAGACUAAAGCGAGACAGAGCUGUAUAACACAGUAGUGUGAGUACAGUUCAGUUCAGUAGACUUCUGCAUCAACUCCCAAAUAUACUGAAACCUUUCAAUUCAAUAACGUGUAGAGAUGAACGCGAGCUGCGGUGGGCUCGUAUAAACGCGCCUCCUCGGUUUAUUAUGUGCAGUAGUCCAUAAUGCCUUUGGUUAGCCACGUUAGCCGGUUAGCAGUUGGUGUUUUUCAGUAGCUUUAGCUCAGACGCUGUAGGAUGUGUUGAUGGUUUUUGUUUUGUGUUCGUGUUCGUGUUCGUGUUGUUCGGUUUAUAUGGCGAGUCUGUGUAAUGAUCAUAGUGCAGGUGCAGCUAGUUGAUAUGUUAUUGGUUAAAUUAAUUAAUAAACGCUACUUGUUUGGUAUAUGUUUGGCUAACUCGAUUGUAAGCUUUCUGGCUACUUAAUGCUAUUUAUUUCGACGUUUGUCUGGACUGUGUGUUUGAUUAGAAAGCAUUAAUUUGAUAAAAGUAACAUGAAUUCUGAUACUGAGCGUUUGACUGACGCCACGUCCAGUUUAAUCGCAUGACCUCUUCUUAAAGCCGUAAAAGUUCUUGAUAGCUGGUUAUUUGUAUUAUCAACAAAGGGAGUAAGCCGGUUGCAGUGUUUCUGUCCAAAAUAAGGUACCUGGAGUGUCUAAUUCGGAAGAUAUACUUGGCCUCCUGCCUCAGUCAUGGAGAAAGAUGCCUAUAUAGAGGAUAAGGGUGUUAAUAAAAUGGGGCAUUCAGUGAAGACUUCUGUGGUAACAUCUGCCUACAGAUACACAAAGGAGGAGCUUUUGGAAAUCAAAGAGUUACCAAUCUCCAAUGAGAGACCAGAAUGUUUAUCACAGAAAUAUGACAGUGAUGGGGUGUGGGACCCUGAAAAAUGGCAUGCUUCUCUGUACCCCUCAGAGAAUGACUCUACAGGAGAGGAUAGGCCAUCCUUGAAACGCAGAAUUGCUGACCCAAGAGAGCGUCUUAAGGAGGAUGACUUGGAAGUAGUUCUUAGUCCACAGCGGCGUAGUUUUGGUGGUGGUUGCCAAGUUGCACCUUCUGUCCUGACUCGAUGUGCUGUCAGCCCCCUGGAAAAUAAAGAAAAUGAGUCUCUUCGUCUCGGCGGUACACGGCGCAUCGGAAGUGGCCGCAUUAUGGCGGCACGUGGGUUUGAGAGGGAUGUGCGACCUGACAAGGACCGAAACCGUGAGAGAGAAAUUGACUUUAAGGACAAGAGAUUUAGGAGAGACUUUGGUGACAAAAGAGUCUUUAGUGAACGAAGAAGAAAUGACUCUUAUGCUGAAGAGGAGCCAGAAUGGUUUUCUGGUGGACCCACCAGCCAGUCAGAAACCAUUGAGCUCAUUGGCUUCGAUGAUAAAGUUCCAGAGGAUGACAAGCGGAAGCCCAAGCGCUCAAGGAAAAGAACUGAGUCUAUUAAAGAAGUUGAGUGUAAUGGAGGUCUGUCUGAGGAGCCACGGGUGGUCCAAGAGAUGGGAGCUGAUCAGGAGGUUCCUCACCCAGAUGUUCUUCCUGAGCAAAUUGCUGGCGAGUUUGACUUCAACGAGUUCUUUAAUCUGGAGAAGACAAUGCCUGGCCUGGCUUCGAUGAUUGAAGAUGUGCUUGGUGAAGGGCCAGUCUCCAUGAGCCGUUUUAGCCGCUGGUUUUCCAGUAAUCAGAGUCCCUCUGGUAGCCGCUCCAGCAGCCUGCGCUCCACCCCACAUGAAGAACUAGAGAGGCUAGCAGGUCCAAGAAGUAGCUCUCCCAGUCAUGGUCCUACACCUUUCUUUACUCCCAUUUCCUCUGAAGAACGGAAAGAAAAAGUGGACAUCUUGGAACUUCUCCAAAAGGCCAAGGUUGACUUAAAACCCCUUCUUUCCAGCUUAAAUGCCAACAAGGCCCGGCUGAAAGAGAGCACCAAUUCAGGGGUGGUGUUGUCUCUGGAAGAGGUGGAGUGUGGGUUAAAGGGGCUUAAGGUUCAGCCUGAACAGCCUCAACCACCCCAGCAACUUCAGAGUCAGGGCAGUGGAACACCCUUUAUGGCCGAGCACCUUGAAGAAGCUCUUACGGGAAAUUCUGGGGUCACGGUCCGUCCCCGUGAUCCUGACAUGUCUGCAUUUAACAAGCUAGUGAGCAGUAUGAAGGCAAGUGGAACCCUGCCCACUCAGCCCAAGACCAGCGCAAGCAAUUUGCAGCAUUCAGCAGAUCCUGCCAUUCUGAGCACCUUAUGUGAGGUACCCAUCACAAAGCAGAAGAGCAUAUUUCAGGAGUUGUUAGGUGUUCAGGGGACUCCAAGAGCAGGUUCUCCACUUCUUGGUGGUCUGAUGGGUAGUCCCAAUGUUCCUGCCCCUGGCCUUUUGCACCAUCGUGACGCUUCACCUCCUUAUUUUCCACAUAGAUGUCCAGUUCCGGACUUUUACACAGGAUGUGUGCAGCCCCCAACAGGGUUUCCAGUUGCUCCAGGGCAUAUGUUGAGAGACCAGAUUUCUGAAAUGCACCGUGCAAUGAGUCCUGGACUCACAGCACAGUUAAGGGCAUUGCCAAUGGGAGUGGACCAGGCGGAUAUAGAUGCUUUAAUGUUCCAGCAGGAUCUGGCAAUGCACGCUCGAUAUCAGUACCAACAAGGUUACAAUAAAUACGUCAGUGAUAAAGCUUUUCGUAACAGGCAGCAGAGGAUUAACCGAUCCCCUGGCCCUCACCCAGGUGGUAGGAAUUCACCUGUCACAGCAGUUACAAGUAUGCUGUCGCCAUCCUUUACUCCAACUUCAGUGAUUAAAAAGAUGUACGAAUCGAAAGAGAAGACUAAAGACGAGCCAACAAGCAGGCCUGGAAGCAAAGAGGACACGGCUAACUCGCAGGAAGACAAUCCUUCCCCAAAUUCAUUCCUUGAAGGUAUGGACAAUAGUGGCCCUCAGACAGGUGGAGUAAAGGCUUGCUCCACCCCUGUCUCAGCUCAGAAUCGCCAGUCUAAAGAAGCAGAACGAGCUAGACCCAGCUCCAGCACAGGGCACCACACUCCAGCUAUGCUUUCUCCAGGCUCCUCUUCUUUCCCAAGACCUAUUUACCAAGUACCCAUUUUGCCUCAUGUCCCACUGGUAAGGCCUUCACCACCGCAGUUACACCCCAGUGUGGUACAAAGGAUGAUUGCCCAGGGUGUCCAGCCCCAGCAACUGGGACCUGCACUUUUACAAACAGGACUUUUCCCCCAAGCUGUGGAUCUGUCCCAACUGCAGGGUCUUCCCCCUGCUCUCUUAGGCCAGCCUCUGUAUCCACUGGGCACUGCAGGCCACCCGCUAAUAUCGCCGAGAGCUGCUGGAACACACAUGCCAUUAGCAGUCAUGCAACAACAGCUCCAGCAUCAACAGAGGCCAAAUUUUCACACGUUACCUACUGCAGGCCCACAGUUGCAAAGCCCUGGUGCACAUCGGACAAACAACCCCCAGCGCAGAGGAGGCAGCCCACCUUUAGGUCUGGCCAAGUGGUUUGGCUCAGAUGUGCUACAGCAACCUCUUCCCUCCAUGCCUUCAGCUAAAGUAAUCAGUGUUGAUGAACUGGAGUUCUGCCAGUAAUGACAUCCUGCAGCCAGUCUGUGUAAAAGCAAGACCGCUGUUCCCCACAGCUCUGUUUAAUUUGAAAAAUGUGAACUUUUAGUUCCUGUGAUAAUGUACAGAUGAUGGAGUGUUGUGUGUGGUACAUCCUCCAUUACAAACCUUGCAGUUAGUUUGUAGUUAAAAAGGCCUAAAAGUUAAGGAAAAAGGGAAAGGCAAGUUUUGGACUAUUUCUUUAUUUCUGUUUGCUAUUGUCCUAUCACUUUGUUAGGGAGUUGUUGUUGUUUUUUUUUUCCUGUUUAUUUGCAGUAAAGAAGUAAAUAAUGUAUAGGCCAGAUUUGUACAGAUUAUGGGACUGGAUUUUUUUUUCCACCCUGUACAUAAAUUUCUUUUUUGUUUCUUGUCUUGCUGUGGGGAAGACUAGGGCCACUAAGUUGUUUUUCCCUUGACUGUCCCCUUUUCACUAGUAGUGACAAGUUCUUUAGUUUGAACAGAGUGGGAACAUGCUGCACUGCUGAUUACUGGUUUAUUGAACUAGAGGUACCCACACAUUUGGGGGACUGCUUUUUCCAUCCAUCAAAUCGAUCUCUCGCUGGACAAGAGUAGCUGGAACCUGCUGGAGCUGAGCCCACAAGGGGCUGCAGUAUGUAUGUGCCUUUUUUUUCCCCUGUCUAUUCUCCCUUACACCCCCCCACCCUCACUUUGUCUCCCAGCCAGUCUUCGUCUUCAUUGAACGAGAAGCACUGCUCACAUUAUUUGUGUUAGGUGGCUGGGGAUUCUUCAAAGAAAUGUGCUAAUCGAAAAAGCACAGUAGAAUAAAAUGUUCAAUAAAAAACACAUUUUUUGUUAA